AUCUAUCCCUUCCUUCUUUUGCGCCGCUCCUCUAGGCAGAACUGCGAGAGAACGUGAUCGAUCGAAUUUUAAAAAAGGCACACAUCCACCCCUGUGCUCCUGAGAUCACGAAAUUACUUUAUAUCUCCUGAUUACAAAAUCGGGAGUUCGUGUUUCGUGAUUUUUUCAUUCCGCGUGUGAGCUCGCAGAUUCCACUACACGUCCGCGAGGCAAUAAAGUCCAGUGAAAGAGGCCAGCUAAUCGAACAAAAUGUCGAACCUCGCAGAUCCCGUGGCGUUCGCUAAGGACUUCCUCGCCGGUGGUAUCUCCGCCGCCGUCUCCAAGACCGCCGUAGCCCCCAUCGAGCGUGUCAAACUGCUGCUGCAAGUACAGCACGUCAGCAAGCAGAUCGCCGAAGACCAGCGCUACAAAGGUAUCAUCGACGCCUUCGUCCGCAUUCCCAAGGAGCAGGGUCUGGUCUCGUUCUGGCGUGGUAACCUCGCCAACGUCAUCAGGUACUUCCCCACGCAGGCGCUCAACUUCGCCUUCAAAGACAAGUACAAGCAAGUGUUCCUCGGCGGAGUCGACAAGCACACCCAGUUCUGGCGCUACUUCGCCGGUAACUUGGCGUCCGGUGGUGCCGCUGGUGCCACCUCGCUGUGCUUCGUGUACCCACUUGACUUCGCCCGUACUCGUCUCGCCGCCGACGUCGGCAAAGGCGAGGGCCAACGCGAAUUCUCCGGCCUCGGAAACUGCAUCUCCAAGAUCUUCAAGUCCGAUGGCCUGGUCGGUCUGUACAGAGGCUUCGGAGUGUCCGUGCAAGGUAUCAUCAUCUACCGCGCUUCCUACUUCGGUUUCUACGACACUGCGCGUGGUAUGCUCCCCGACCCCAAGAACACCCCCAUCGUCAUCAGCUGGGCCAUCGCGCAGGCGGUCACCACCGUCGCCGGUAUCAUGUCCUACCCCUUCGACACCGUCAGGAGGCGUAUGAUGAUGCAGUCUGGACGCGCCAAGUCCGACAUGCUCUACAAGGGAACCCUCCACUGCUGGGCCACCAUUGCCAAGACCGAGGGUGGAUCCGCCUUCUUCAAGGGUGCCUUCUCCAACGUGCUCAGAGGCACCGGUGGUGCGUUCGUGCUCGUCUUAUACGAUGAGAUCAAGAAGGUCCUCUAAAUUGUUUAAUGUAAGAAUUACUGUUACCAUAAUUUCAAUUGUGAUUCUAAAUCACGUCUAGCCACUCCCCUGAAAUCAUGUAUUACGUAUUUAGGAUCAACACAAAAAAAACGAAACCUAGUAACUUAUUUUUUAGUUAAAUAAAAAUGAUUCCAUAUAUUUUUCGUUUCAUUAAAGUUAGUUGCAAGUGUUACAUAACAAACGCUUGAUAGAUUUGCUUGAAAUUAAUUUUAAGAAUCAAUUAACAUCUGUUCUAAAUAUAAAAUCAGUAAUGAUCUUGAAAUAGAAAACUUUUCUGAUCAGAUUUUUCUGUAGUGACAGAUUAUGUAAUGACCUCAUUUGUGAGUAGCGUUUGAGGCCAAGGCUACAUGACAGACUGCUUUUCUAACCUCUUUAUGUCUAAUACACUAAUAUAGAGUAUAUUAUUAUCCCACUUUAACAUGAAAGGGAGUGACAAAAAAUUGUGUAGUGAGUUAUGUAACGUUUGAAUUCAAUUUUCUGUGAACUAUAUUCAAUCAUGUGAUUGCGGCAGCUGUUAUGUAACCUGCCUGGAUGCAGUGAGAGUGUACUUCAAGAAAAACUGUUCUACUUCUAGUGAACCACUGUUUAGUGCUCUUGUCCUGUGAUUUUUGACGUCUACCAACCUUAUGUAAUGUGUCAUGUCUGUUUUAUAGUUGUUUUUAUUUUAUAAGUUUACUGAUAAUUAUUUCUAGGCAUAUCAUUGGUAAAUAAUGUUGGUUUUAGUCAAAAACUAAGGACUUAAGUGUUUAAUACAUGUAACUUAGUAGGUAACAUAUUUCGGCAUGUGUGAGACGAGUGUGUUGCAAUGAUACUAUGUGGAAAGUUCCCUCGGUGUGAGUUUUUUGUAAGGAAAACUUCAUGCAAUACGAGAGAAUAAAAUAUUAAAAUGUU
Pararge aegeria (speckled wood butterfly) is the source of this 2064-nucleotide messenger RNA. RefSeq names its product ADP,ATP carrier protein (gene Ant). Gene Ontology annotation, molecular function: ATP:ADP antiporter activity. Bases 250 to 1152 code for a protein of 300 amino acids. NCBI's taxonomy places the organism in Eukaryota, Metazoa, Arthropoda, Insecta, Lepidoptera, Nymphalidae. The record is from RefSeq and is a predicted model, not a curated record. Gene Ontology annotation, biological process: mitochondrial ATP transmembrane transport; mitochondrial ADP transmembrane transport. Gene Ontology annotation, cellular component: mitochondrial inner membrane. The transcript has a single exon.